AUUAAAUAAAAAUACAUUUACACAACCAAAACAAAUUGAAGAAAAAGAAGAAGAAAACAAUUACAUUGGCUGGGCUUCUUAUCUUCUUUAUAAUACAAUUUUUAAUAAUUGUAAAAUCUUUUUAACAUUUCCACUCAAAGAUCGAAAAUUAUGGAUUUCAUCAAGGUUUUUGACCAAACUGUCCGCGAAAUAAAGAGAGAGGUUAAUCUUAAGGUCUUGAAGGUUCCUGAGAUCGAACAGAAGGUCUUAGAUGCAACUGAUGAUGCUCCUUGGGGUCCUCAUGGUACUGCUUGUGCUGAAAUUGCGCAGGCUACUAAAAAAUUCACUGAAUGCCAGAUAGUUAUGAAUGUUCUAUGGACAAGAUUGGGAGAGACGGGCAAGGAUUGGCGUCUUGUUUACAAGGCUUUGACUGUCAUAGAAUAUUUGGUGGCACAUGGAUCUGAACGUGCAGUUGACGACAUAAUAGAACAUACUUUCCAGUUAUCAUCACUUACAAGUUUUGAAUAUGUUGAGCCAAGCGGAAAGGACGUUGGACUUAAUGUGAGGAAGAAAGCAGAAAAUAUUGUUGCACUCUUGAAUAAUAAAGAUAAAAUACAAGAAACCAGAAAUAAAGCUGCUGCUAAUCGUGAUAAGUAUGUUGGUGUUUCAUCUUCUGGAAUAACUCAUAAAUCAGGUUCAGCCUCAUAUAGCAGUGGCAGCUUCCAAAGUAGCAGCCGUUAUGGAGGCUUUGGUGGUACAAGGGAUAGUGAUUAUUCUAGGGAAAGUUAUAAAGACAAGGAUCACUACGGGCAGGAAAGGACUGAAAGGGAUGCAUAUGGAAAAUCACAUCAAGGGGGUACUGGUGAUGAUGGGUACAUCAAGAAGGGUUCUAUACGUGCCGGAAGCAGCAGCAAUCAGAAUACUACUUCAAAGUCAUCAUCCAAGAUAAAAGAUCCUUACAUGAAAACUUCAGUUCCUUUUCAAGGCUCAAGUGCCCCAACAAGCAAUUAUGGUGAUGAUUUUGAUGAUGAUGAUUUCGAUCCAAGGGGAACUUCCAGCUCCAAGUCGUCUGCCCAACCGUCUAACCAAGUUGAUCUUUUUGGACAAAGUUUAAUUGGGGACUUCAUGGAUGUACCGUCAUCUGCUCCCCAAGAAACAUCAGCCAUGAAUGGAAACUCUUCAGAGGUUGAUUUGUUUGCUGAUGCAACCUUUGUAUCAGCACCAUCCCAGGCUGAAAAGGCAGCGAGUCCUCAGUUUCAGACUCCAGUUGAUUUGUUUGCUUCCCUACCAGCUGUCUCUCCAACUAUUGAUUUAUUUCCUACUCCUGAUCCAAUUGUGCAACAAGAGACCAAGGCUCAAACGUCUAACUCAACAAGCAAUAACUUUGUUGACCCUUUUGCUUCAGUUCCAUUGAACAAUUUCGAUGGAUCUGAUCUUUUUAGUGCAUUCUCUUCUAGUUCCAAUUCAGCUUCUGCAGAACCCACACAAAUUUCUAUAAAUGACGAAAGCCUUAACAAUUCUUAUGUGAAUGCUUCAGAAGUGAGGUCUCCAGCAAAGAAGGAUUCAUUCCAGGUGAAGUCUGGAAUAUGGGCAGAUUCGCUAAGCCGUGGGCUGAUUGAUCUUAACAUAUCUGCUCCUAAGAAGGUUUCACUAGUAGAUGUUGGUGUGGUGGGUGAUCUGACUGUUGGACACGAUGAGAAGGAGAAGGGACCUUCAACUGCAUUUUACAUGGGAAGAGCCAUGGGAACAGGGUCUGGUCUUGGAAGAUCACAACCACGGCCAACACAGUCACAGCCAAUUAGCGAUGAUGACUUCUUCUCGAGUCUGGGGAGCCAACAAAAUCAAUUUGGUAGUUUUCAGAAGUGAAAUUUGCUAUUCAUGUGGGAUUUUGCUCCUAGUUAAUAUUCUUUGCCCCAUUUGGCUAAAAGACAAUUCAAAGCAUUGAGCAUAUUAGUAUUCUAAAUCUUGUUCAUACAUGAAAAACAACAUUGUGAUACUGUGAGUGGAGUUUCUUGCUUAGGUUAUGCUUCAAUUAUUUGCAAGAUGGUGCCUCUGUAAAGUUUACUAUAGUUCUGGCGAUCUGGCUGUUUGUUGCGGACCUUGCGGCUUAUUGUAAUUUUGUUUCUUUUCA
Molecule: messenger RNA, 2110 nt
Organism: Mercurialis annua (annual mercury)
Lineage: Eukaryota; Viridiplantae; Streptophyta; Magnoliopsida; Malpighiales; Euphorbiaceae
Product: clathrin interactor EPSIN 1
Exons: 12
Coding region: 151-1845 (564 amino acids)
Biological process (GO): endocytosis
Cellular component (GO): endosome; plasma membrane; clathrin vesicle coat
Molecular function (GO): clathrin binding; phospholipid binding
Source: RefSeq, a predicted model, not a curated record